Molecule: messenger RNA, 938 nt
Organism: Ictalurus furcatus (blue catfish)
Lineage: Eukaryota; Metazoa; Chordata; Actinopteri; Siluriformes; Ictaluridae
Gene: hspb9l
Product: heat shock protein, alpha-crystallin-related, b9-like
Exons: 1
Coding region: 75-692 (205 amino acids)
Biological process (GO): protein refolding; response to heat
Molecular function (GO): protein folding chaperone
Source: RefSeq, a predicted model, not a curated record
AGCGAGACAGCUGAGACGAGCACACAAGAGAACAAAGAACCAGCACAGCAAAACUGACCAUCCACUGAUCCAAGAUGCUUUGCCCAAGCACAUUUCAGCCUCCCUUCAGCCCAUUCGUGGACUUCAACUGGCCGGUGCGCAGUCUUUGGCCUGAGACGAGACCUCUGUUCUUCCAGAUCGAACAAGAGAUGAUGAGGCACAUGCAGGAGAUGCGACACAGCUUGGAGUUCAUGGAACGCUUCCACAGGAGGAUCUUCGAUGAGAUCGACCAAACCUCACCUUCAGCUGUGUUCAAACCCAUCUCAUUCCAGCUGGGCAAAGAUAGCAACCGCUUCGCAAUAACCCUGGACACAAAAGAUUUCUCCCCUGAGGAGCUUUCCGUCAAACAAGUGGGCAGGAAGCUGCGUGUGAGUGGAAAGUCCGAGAAGAAGCAGGAUGAUGGGAAAGGGUCAUACUCUUACAGAUGCCAAGAAUUCCGGCAGGAGUUUGAUCUUCCUGAUGGCGUGAACCCUGAGGCGGUAACCUGCGCUUUAAAUGAUGGCCAGCUACAGAUCCAGGCACCUAAGGAGACCUCUGCUGGGGCAAAUGAGAGAGUGGUGCCUAUUACAUACACUCCUGCUGUGAACAGCCCUCCAGCUCAGACUCCAGAGCCGCAGAGCCAGCCAGCCCAGGAAGAUUCCUCUAAGAACUGAGAUCAGCAUCAAUAACGUACUAUGCUGAUAAAUGACCAUGAACUUUAGAACUAAUUUAUUACCAAUGGUGUAGAUGGUUUUGAGACUGUGUCCAGUUCCUUGCUGCAGUACAAACAUGAUCAUUUACUGUUCGCUUAUUUGAUUUUGUUAGGUUUGGACUGUGGGGAAUUACCUCAGUGUUAAAACAUUUCACUGGAAUAACUGGCUUAUUCAUGUUGUACAUUAUUAAAGUAGUUUUUCAUCAAA